This is a messenger RNA of Daldinia decipiens, 1191 nucleotides long. RefSeq names its product GTP-binding nuclear protein GSP1/Ran. The transcript is spliced from 6 exons. Gene Ontology annotation, molecular function: GTP binding; GTPase activity. Gene Ontology annotation, cellular component: nucleus; cytoplasm. Gene Ontology annotation, biological process: protein import into nucleus; ribosomal subunit export from nucleus. The record is from RefSeq and is a predicted model, not a curated record. The coding region runs from base 242 to 889 and encodes 215 amino acids. NCBI's taxonomy places the organism in Eukaryota, Fungi, Ascomycota, Sordariomycetes, Xylariales, Hypoxylaceae.
AGGUGAUCACGUGCUGCCCCGCAACCGUGCACCCGAUUUUUUUUUCCCAGAGGGAAACCCAACCUUAUUAGAUCUUCUUGCCCGGUCCCGCCGCCUCUCGAAACUCUCAAAAAAACAUUAGCCCGCUCAUCAUUUCAACGACUAUUUUACGAACACCCCCGUAUUAUUCUCCGCGAUCUUGUCUCGAUACCAUCAAUCUUCCCCAUCUUCUGUUUACCUCACGUCAACAGAGGAUUCCACAAUGGCUGCCGAGACGCCUACCUUCAAGCUCGUCCUUGUCGGCGAUGGUGGUACUGGAAAGACCACCUUCGUCAAGCGACAUCUGACGGGUGAAUUCGAGAAGAAGUAUAUGGCCACUCUUGGUGUUGAGGUCCACCCCCUUGGCUUCACGACCAACUUCGGCAACAUCACCUUCGAUGUGUGGGACACUGCUGGUCAGGAGAAGUUCGGCGGCCUUCGUGAUGGUUACUACAUUAAUGGGCAAUGUGGUAUUAUCAUGUUCGACGUGACCUCUCGAAUUACCUACAAGAACGUUCCCAACUGGCACCGUGAUCUGGUCCGUGUCUGUGAGAACAUCCCCAUCGUUCUGUGCGGUAACAAGGUCGAUGUGAAGGAGCGCAAGGUCAAGGCCAAGACCAUCACUUUCCACCGAAAGAAGAACCUCCAAUACUACGAUAUCUCCGCCAAGUCGAACUACAACUUCGAGAAACCAUUCCUCUGGCUGGCCCGCAAGCUCGUUGGCAACCCUCAGCUAGAAUUCGUUGCUGCUCCCGCUCUUGCACCCCCCACUGCCGUGGUCGAUGAGGCACUUCUCAAGCAGUACCAGGAGGAGAUGGACAGCGCUGCUCAGCAGCCCCUGCCUGGUGAGGAUGAGGAUGAUGACUUGUAAAUGAGUUACGACGAGAGGACACAACUGGUGGACUACGAGGAUUAUGGUAAUACUUUAAGUUCGGAAAGACAAGGGGGCUGCUUGUGCGGGCUAAUGCAGAACGGCUGCGUACGCUCUGAGUUGGGGUCGAUAACCUUUCAUGGCCGUUGAUUUCAGAUGCAUGGCUGCAUUUGCAGCUUUCUAGAUAGCAACCCCCCCAAAUAGACAGUUAUAUGAGAAGGAAUUGCAGUCUACUAUUACGUACAUAGGUGUUUCGCCUUAUAGACAUUUGUGCAAUAUGAAAAUAUACUGCCAACCCCGAA